This is a messenger RNA of Acanthisitta chloris (rifleman), 1100 nucleotides long. Its product is annotated as NEDD4-like E3 ubiquitin-protein ligase WWP2. Gene Ontology annotation, molecular function: protein binding; transcription coactivator activity. Gene Ontology annotation, biological process: hippo signaling; positive regulation of transcription by RNA polymerase II. Gene Ontology annotation, cellular component: cytoplasm; nucleus. The transcript has 9 exons. NCBI's taxonomy places the organism in Eukaryota, Metazoa, Chordata, Aves, Passeriformes, Acanthisittidae. The record is from RefSeq and is a predicted model, not a curated record. The annotation marks the transcript as partial.
UGGUGUCGGUGAAGCCCAAGGCGCAGAGCCGCCCGUCGCGCAUGAACUGCUACGUGGAGGUGGCUGGAGAUGGGCUGCCCCGUGAGACCAAGAAGACUGGGAAGCAGAUUGGCAUCUCUGAACUGCUGUGGAACGAGAUCCUCACCCUGAACGUCACAGCUCAGAGCCACCUGGAGCUGAAGGUGUGGAUCUGCCAUACCCUUUCUCCUUGGAAGCAAGUGGAGAGCAGCUCUGUGAGGCAGAGGGUGGAGAACAGGCAGCUGACCCUGGACCUGCAGACAGAGAACAAAGGCAGCACUGUGUCGGGCGGGGAGCUGACAGUUUUCCUGGACGGGCCAGCGGUGGCUGCGGGCAGCGUGCCCAGCGGCAGUGCCAGCACGGAAGGGUCCCAGGUGCCCGGGCGGGAUCCCAGCAGCACGGCUGCGGCCACAGAGGGCAGGCACCAGCCUCCCAGUACAAACUGCUUUGGCAGCAGACCAAGGAUGCACCGACAUGUGGCUGGAGUGGCCAGGGGGAACACAGGGAGUGUGGAGCAAAGUCCCAGCGCCAGGAGCAGGCACCGGCAGCAGGCCAAGAGCACACAGCACGCCAACAUGGCCAAUGGUGUAGCCAAUGGCACAGCCAACAUGAACGGGGACACCGUGGCUGCUGGAGACACGGAGGAGGAGCAGCCAGCAGCAGGAGCGAGCGUGCUGAACCCAGCGGCACCCAGCACGACGGAUGGCUCCACUGCUCCUGCUCUGACCAGCUCUGGAGAGGCUGAGGAGGCAGCCCCUGGCUCCAGUGCCCCCCCAGCCCGGGCAGCAGUUCUCGCCCUGGAUGCUCUGCCCCCCGGGUGGGAACAGCGGGAGCUGCCCAAUGGUAGAGUCUACUAUGUAGACCACAACAACAAGACUACCACGUGGGAGAGACCUCUUCCUCCUGGGUGGGAGAAACGCGUGGAUCCUCGGGGCAGGUAUUACUACGUGGACCACAACACGCGGACCACAACGUGGCAGCGUCCCACAGCCGAAUACGUCCGGAACUAUGAGCAGUGGCAGUCCCAGCGCAACCAGCUCCAGGGGGCCAUGCAGCAGUUCAGCCAGAGGUUCCUGUACCAG